Eptesicus fuscus (big brown bat) is the source of this 3539-nucleotide messenger RNA. It is a transcript of the gene MMRN2, whose product is annotated as multimerin 2. Lineage: Eukaryota; Metazoa; Chordata; Mammalia; Chiroptera; Vespertilionidae. The transcript has 7 exons. The coding region runs from base 38 to 2761 and encodes 907 amino acids. Gene Ontology annotation, biological process: negative regulation of vascular endothelial growth factor receptor signaling pathway; negative regulation of cell migration involved in sprouting angiogenesis. The record is from RefSeq and is a predicted model, not a curated record. Gene Ontology annotation, molecular function: protein binding.
GAAUCACCGGCAGCGGCUGAGCCUGCCCACUACCAAGAUGAUCCUGACACUGCUGCUUAGCCUCGGGGGGGCCCUGGGCUGGGGGCUGCUGGGGACCUCGGCUCAGGCCCCUGGUCCCAAGGUCUCUGACCCACACAGCCCCGGGCUGCCUGGGGUCUGGGGGUCAGAGGCUGAGGACAUCGGCAGUGACCGACGUAACUGGUGCCCCUACCAGAAGUCCAGGCUGGUCACCUACGUAGCUGCUUGCAAAACGGAGAAAUUCCUCAUUCACUCACAGCAGCCAUGCCCGCAGGGAGCUUCGGACUGCCGGAGAGCCAGCGUCAUGUACCGCGUAGCCCCCAGGCCGGUGUACCGGGUCAAACAGAAGGUGCUGGCCUCCGUGGCCUGGAGGUGCUGCCCGGGCUUUGCUGGCUCCGACUGCCAACACCAUGACCCCACUGCGAUCCCUGAGCCUGCAGGUCCGGGUGUCGACCUCCAGGAGCACUGGGCCGGGCCGGCUGCCGUGGAACCUGCAGCUGCAGAGACCAGUCACAUCAGGGUGCUGCCGGAGCGCCUGCUGAGCGGUCUCCAGAACGACAUCCACCACACGGCCGACGGCCUCCCAGGCGCGGGGAAGGCCCCGGCAAGCAACCUCACAGCUGCAGUGACCGAGGCGGACGAGGAGGAGCUGGAGUUUCCCGGCAAGUCCGUCUGGAGUGGCUUUAACCAGAGCCUGCACAGCCUCUUUGAGGCCGUCAGAAACCUCUCUCUCGAUGUGGAGGCCAACCGACAGGCCAUCAGCAUGGUCCGGGACGGCGCCGUGCCCAGGGCUGACUUCCAGGAGCUUGGGGCCAAGUUUGAGACCAAGGUCCAGGAGAACAGCCGAAGAGCCGGCCAGCUGCAGCGGGACGUGGAGGAGCGCCUGCACGCCCAGCAGCUCUCCCUGCAGCGCUCCCUGUCCGAGGUGCAGGCGGACGUGGACGCCAAGCUGAAGAGGCUCCUGAAGGCCCAGGAGCACCUGUCCAAUGCCAGCCUGGCGGCGGCCGCGGCCGGAGCGGGGGCCCGGCCGGAGCCCGAGAGCCUGCAGGCCCGGCUGAGCCAGCUGCAGAGGAACGUCUCGGCGCUGCACCUGGCCGCCAGCCACAGGGAGGAGGCGCUGCAGGGCACCCUGGCGGACAUGCAGGCGACCCUCGACCGGCACGUGGAAGAGAUCAAGGAGCUGUAUUCCGAAUCGGACGAGACCUUCGAUCAGAUCAGCGCGGUGGAGCAGCAGGUGGAGAAGCUGCAGGGAACCCAGCAGGAGCUGCGGGAGCUGCGCGUGGCCCUGAUGGAGAAGUCGCUCAUCGUGGAGGAGAACAAGGUGGACACGGACCGGCAGCUCCUGGAGCUCAACCUCACCCUCCAGCACCUGCAGGGCGGCCUCGCCGACCUCACCAAGUACGUCACCGACUGCAACUGCCGGCAGCCCCCCGGGGGCGCGGACGGCACCCAGGAGGGCCCGGGGAACACCACGCGCGCCCCGGAGGGCGCCCACGGGAGCCUGGACCUGCGGCGCCCGGGGGACGGCUCCUCUCUGCGGGCCCUGGAGCACGCGGUGGCGGCCGUGUCGCGGGCGCUGGAGGAACAGCGGGCGGAGGCCCAGCAGGCGGGCGCCGACCGGGCGCGGCUCCGGACGCAGCUGCGGGCGCUGAGCGGCCAGACGGCCGCGCUGCAGGCCGCGGAGGGCGAGCUGCGCCGGGCGGCGGGCGAGCUGCGCGCCUCCUUCGCGGCGCUGCUGGCGGACGCGCUGCGGCACGAGGCCCUGCUGGCCGCGCUCUUCGGGGAGGACGCGGUGGCCGAGGAGGCGCCGGGCCCGCUGGCCCUGAGCUACGAGCAGAUCCGCGUCGGCCUGCAGGACGCGGCCCUGGGGCUGCACGAGCAGGCGCGCGGCUGGGCGGCGCUGGCCGCCAGGGUGGCGGCCCUGGAGCAGGCGGCGGCGGCGGCGGCGGCGGGCGGGGGCGAGGCGGCGGGGCGGGCGCGGGAGCUGCAGCGGCUGGGCGCCGACGUGCAGCGGCUGGGCCGGUGCUGCGAGGCCGGGGCCGCGGGCGCCGCCGCCCUCAACAGCUCGCUGCAGGGCCUGCACGGGGCCGUGUCCAGCGCCCAGCUCGGCCUGCAGCGGCACCGGCAGCUCUUCCACAGCCUCUUCGCCAACUUCCAAGGGCUUGUGGCCGCCAACGUCAGCCUAGACCUGGGGAAGCUGCAGGCCAUGCUGGGCCGGAAGGAGAAGAAGGAGCAGAAGGCCCUGGACGCUGCCCGGAGGAGGGACAAGAAGCAAGUGGGACCUCGGGCCGAUGCCCACGUCAACGGGGUCAACGGGCCGGUGCCACGAGCCCUGGGCGCCGAGCGGCAGGAGGCAGGCUCCCCCGUGGCCUUCUACGCCGGCUUCUCAGGAGGGAUGGCCGCCCCGCAGACCGUGAGGUUCGACGCCGCUCACAUCAACGUUGGCAGCAGCUACUUCCCUGAAGAUGGCUACUUCCGAGCCCCUGAGCGCGGGGUCUACCUCUUGGCAGUGAGCAUGGACUUUGGCCCAGGGCCAGGCGCUGGGCAGCUGGUACUUGGAGGUCAGCGUCGGAUCCCCAUCGGUGGCGCUGAGGAGCAGAGCGGCGGGGGCGCGGCCACUGCCUUCACCGUGGCCGAGCUGCGGAAGGGUGAGAGAGUGUGGGUCGAGUUAACCCAGGGGUCCGUGCGGGAGAGAAGCCCGCCGGGCACCGCGUUCGGGGGGUUCCUGCUGUUCAAGACCUGAGCCCUGGGCACAGCCCCGUGCGCCCGGACUUGCCGGCUCUCCUCGCCCUGGGCUCCGCCAGGUUGGCCUGGACCACCCAAGUUGGUCUAGCUCUUCCCUGGAAAUCCGCAGACAAUGGCCUCCCUCUGAUGCGCGGGGUCUGAUACGAUGAGGGCUGGAUGCUCUCCCGGGCCGGCCCGGGGCUGGACCUGGUGGGCCUGCCGUCCAAGGCAGCGUGGCUGGACUCGUCUUCUCCAGCGUCUGCUGUGCUCCUUGUGGUUGAAACUUCGGCACACUAACCCUUUCUCUGGCUUCCCCGUGUCCCUAGUCCCUGUAGAAAAGCAGUCUUUCCCAGAGGAUUUGGGAACCAGAAGAGAGGUGGCAUUUUGGACAAGCCGGGGAACCAGGCUCCAGUCACAGCCGGUUAGGUCUGUCAGUCAGAAAUGAAAACUGGUCGAGUAUUAGGCGAAGGAAACACCAUUAGUAUCUUCCCCGCAGUCUCAGUCCUUCCUCGAAUGUACCUGUAACUUGGACUUCACCCCUUCCCCCUUGCCGCCCACCGGCAAAGGCACGUGCCAACAGAGAGCGAACGUGUGUAGCUUUCCCGCUUUCACCCCCAUUCUUAUUAGCAUCUCCACCAGGAAGGGAGCUGAGGGAGGGGGAGGACGACUAAAAACCGCCCUCAAUUUCAUCAUUUUUGGGAUCAAGCAGCACCCUUCCAAGUUCUGCCCGGUGAACUGAUGGCGGAAGGAUGUGGCGAGAGGUGGAAACGUGGGCCAAAUAAAACUGUUUGCGGUAA